Molecule: messenger RNA, 2717 nt
Organism: Ahaetulla prasina
Lineage: Eukaryota; Metazoa; Chordata; Lepidosauria; Squamata; Colubridae
Gene: NTMT1
Product: N-terminal Xaa-Pro-Lys N-methyltransferase 1
Exons: 4
Coding region: 954-2084 (376 amino acids)
Cellular component (GO): cytoplasm
Molecular function (GO): N-terminal protein N-methyltransferase activity
Source: RefSeq, a predicted model, not a curated record
AGAAAUGACUCUGAGCUGUGCACAGAAAAACCAUUUAAAAUUUUAAAAAAUGAUGUUAAUUUUUUUUUAGAAAGCAUAAAGAACACAAGGUUAUAGGUAACCUUUGACUUAGGAUCAAAAUAGGAACGAAAAAUUUCCGUGACUUAAACCAGGAGGUUAUUAAAUAAGUCUCUUUCCCCCCCAACCCUGUUUUAUCCUCACAACUACCCUCCAAGGAGUUCACACAACACAACCAGAAAUAGUGUAGGUCUCCUGCCAGAGCAGGGGGUUGGAGUAGAUGACCUCCAAGGUCCCUUCCAAGUCUAUUACUGUUACUGAUGUGUCUAAAGCUGCGUUAACAAAACCCAAUGCUCGUGUUUGAACUAUUUUCUCGGUUCAACUUCAACCCAAUAAUAUGAACUUCAACUAACCUAUCAUUCCCGGCUUGGUUUUUUACUUAGUUGGCUGCAUGGAGGAAACCCACCUCCCCAAAACUCCAACUGGAUUCAGACUCGGGCCCCACAGGGGUGAGGUUUUGCCGGUUUGCCUAAUUUCAUUUGCAAACCAUUUUUUUUUAUUAUUUUCGUAAAUAAUUGCCUGACUCAUUUGUAACAGUUUUUUUUUUAAUUUUCAUAAAUGUUUGCCUGAUUCACUUGCAACAAUUUUUCUUCGAUAAACAAUUCACCUGUUGCGGUUUUUUUUUACACCACGCUGUCAAUCGUUCUUUUAUGAAGAAAAUCCCACUUUUAAAAAAAAAAAAAAAAACACACACACACAUAAAACCUCCUUUUAUCUACCAGGCACAGAGGUUUAGCUAACCGAAGCCUCUUCUCCCCAUCCUGAAUUCAGAAUGACAAAAGAACAGGGUUGGAAAGGGGCCUUGGAGAUCUUCUAGUCCAACCAUCUCGAUCUGCUCCGUCCUGCAUCUUUACAGACGUUCACCCCUUCCAGCCUGCGCUAAAGCCAGGGUCCCGAUGCCCCAAACCAGGGCUGACCUUCUUGGCACCCCGCGCUUGCAAGAAGGGGACCCCAGCCUUCCUGCCUCCUCUGCCGCUUGGACUUCCCGGGCGAAGGAGGCGCGCUCUGCGCUGUGCCCGGAUCCCGAUGGCGCAGCCCUUUGUGAUGCCAGGGGAUGUUGCGCACGGCCAGCCGCGAUCCCUGCGCUCGGUGGCUCCGUUCCUCCUCCUCCACCUCUCGGGCAGCGAAGGAAAUUGCGUGCCGCGGAGGAGGAGACUGGCCGGCCCAAUGCGCAGCGCCCGGGCGCGCCGGAGAGGAGAGGUCCCCGCAGGCGGAGCGUCGGCCGGAGGAGGUGCCGUGCCAAGCGGCCAGGGCAGCGCGGAGGAGCGGACCUGCUUCCCGCAGCCGCCUCGGCCGCUCUCCGGGCGGGAGAAAACCCGCCUGGCUUUUCUGGAGGAAGACAGAAGACCGCAACCAUGGCCAGCGACGUAGUGGAAGAUGAGCUGGAAUUCUACUCCAAGGCCGAAAAAUAUUGGAGGGACGUCCCCCCCACCGUGGACGGGAUGUUGGGGGGCUACGGGCAUAUUUCCAGUAUCGACAUUAGCAGCUCCCGAAAAUUUUUGCACCGGUUUUUGAGGGAUGGGCCAAACAGGACUGGCACAGCCUUGGCCUUAGACUGUGGCGCCGGCAUCGGGCGGAUCACGAAGCGUCUGUUACUGCCUCUUUUCAAAUCUGUGGACAUGGUAGAUGUGACGGAAGAUUUCUUGAACAAAGCCAGGACAUACCUCGGGACCGAAGGCCAACGGGUCCGAAAUUACUUCUGUUGUGGGUUGCAAGACUUCAGCCCAGAGCCUAACACCUAUGACGUUAUUUGGAUUCAGUGGGUGAUUGGACACCUGACGGACGAGCACCUCUUGCACUUCCUGCAAAGGUGUCGCCUGGGACUCCGCCCCAACGGCAUCAUCGUCAUUAAGGACAACAUGGCCCAAGAAGGGGUCAUCAUGGACGAAGUGGACAGUAGCGUCUGCCGGGACCUGGAGGUGGUUUGUAAGAUCAUCCGCCACGCCGGGCUGAGCCUUCUGGCCCAGGAGAAGCAGGAGAACUUUCCAGACGAGAUCUACCACGUCUAUACCUUAGCCAUGAGGUGAAGGAGAUCCGGGAAGCGUUCCCGUGGUGUUCCAGGACAAACCACGGUGGCCAGCGGUCCAGGAGGGAAGGGCCAAGAGGCGAGAUCAGCUGAGGGGAUCUCAAGAGGUGGGGAGCAGGGAGGGAAAUAUGGUGGUUGUGUCCCUGGGCGGCAAAAACAGACCGGGGCAGGGGAAGUAAAGGUAAGCCUGAUUGUAGUGUCCUAUGUUGGUUUGUUAUGAUGGUUGGAAAAAAAAAAAAAGACCUGAAGAAUACACCUUGUACGGUGCAGGCAAGUUGCCGAAUUGAAUCUCUAGAAUCUGCCUUUUUGGCUUGUUCCGAGUUUUUGUGCCAAAACGACCACGCACAAAAAUUAAACCCCAGAUGGGGUUUAAGAACAAUCCCCGUGUUUCCAAGCGAUCCGAAAUGACCCAAGAGGGAAACGAGAUGGGGAGGGAAGAGGGGAAAAAAAACAAACAAACCACGAACAGGCUCAAGAUGCUGCAUUUUGCUUUGCAAUUUUUUUUAAAACAAAAAACAAAAAGUUUUCCUUAAAACUCACGGUCAAUUAGGAUGAUACAACAGCAGCCUCGGGUGCCAAGAACUGCAGAUUGAAGAUCCUGAAUUGGGUAUGUCUAGCCUGGUGAAAGGAAAGC